CGGGCCGGGGGCACAGGGGCCACAGGGGCACAAGGGCAGCGCUGCUGAGUGUAAGAAGCCCCGGGGGCCCAGUCCACCCAGAGCCUCCGGUCCCGAUGGAGAUGGACGGCCGCCCCCCCUACGACGACUACCCCGUGGUCUUCCUGCCGCCCUACGAGAACCCCCCCGCCUGGAUCCCUCCCCACGAGAGGGUGUACCACCCGGAUUACAACAACGAGCUGACCCAAUUCCUGCCGAGGACCAUCCAGCUCCAGAAGCCGUCCGGAGCGCAGGUGAUCCCCGACUCGGACGCCCACCGGGCCGGCCUGCAGGAAGGCGACCAAGUCCUGGCCGUGAAUCACGUCGACUUCCAAGACAUCGAGCACGGCAAGGCGGUGGAGAUCCUGAAGACGGCCCGGGAGAUAAACAUGCAAGUCCGCUUCUUCCCGUACACUCCCCCCUGCAAACCCAGCUCCCUCCUGCAGAUCCAGCUGCUUCCUGCAGACCCAAGCGGUCAGGAACCCUCUGCUCCCCGAGAAACACCGGCUUGAACUUGCGCAGCGACGCCCCAAACUCGCCGACGCCAUGCCGGUUGCGGGAAUAACCAGGCCACCCCCGCGCGCUGCGUCACUUCCGCCCAUUUGACGUCACCCGCCCGGGCAUGACGUCACCGGGGAGCGCGCCCGAGGCGCAGCGCGCAGGCGCGGCCACGCCCACACGCCGUAGCACGCAGCGCCCACGCAGGUCACGCCCACCUACACCACGCCCACUCAGGCCACGCCCACUUACUUUGCCCACGCGGGUCACGCCCAUUCGCCUCGCGCCGCGCAGGCCACGCCCACUUACGUCACAGCACGUGCGUCACGCCCUUCUGCGCCACGCCCAUUCGUUCAUUGCA
Molecule: messenger RNA, 877 nt
Organism: Tachyglossus aculeatus (Australian echidna)
Lineage: Eukaryota; Metazoa; Chordata; Mammalia; Monotremata; Tachyglossidae
Gene: PDZD11
Product: PDZ domain containing 11
Exons: 6
Coding region: 96-530 (144 amino acids)
Biological process (GO): neurotransmitter secretion; protein localization to basolateral plasma membrane; maintenance of epithelial cell apical/basal polarity
Cellular component (GO): basolateral plasma membrane; synapse; cell-cell junction
Molecular function (GO): protein binding
Source: RefSeq, a predicted model, not a curated record